Molecule: messenger RNA, 2038 nt
Organism: Meleagris gallopavo (turkey)
Lineage: Eukaryota; Metazoa; Chordata; Aves; Galliformes; Phasianidae
Source: RefSeq, a predicted model, not a curated record
CAUCUCCACUCUCAAUCUCCCCUCUUGUCGUCUGAAGCCAUUUCCCCUUCUCCUAUCACAACAGCCUCCACUAUAAAGUCUGUACCCUUCUUCCUUGCAGCCCUCCUUUGGAUACUGAAAGGAGAGCUUUAAUUGCUGCCUUAUUUUAAAUACUCCAUAAUGAGAGUCUUGGUUUUUGUUUACUUUUGAAGGAGCUGAAGUUAUGUUUUCUGUGGACUGCACCAAGCUGAAGGACUAUUUUUUACCAGCAAAAAGAGAAUUUGACUGCAUUUAUUUCAACUUCCCUCACUGUGGGAGGAAGGCUGGGGUGGUGAAGAACAGAGAGUUGCUCUCAGGCUUCUUCCAUAGCUGUGCAGAAGUGCUGACACAGGAUGGAGAGGUCCGCGUGGCUCUCUGCAGGGGGCAGGGUGGCACGCCUGCUGAUCAGCCCAGGAGAGAGUGGCACAACAGCUGGCAGGUGGUGGCGGUGGCAGCAGGAGCUGGCUUCAUCCUGAGCGAUGUUCAUCCCUUCCGAGCAGAGACUGCCCAUGGCUAUGAAUGUACGGGGUACAGGAGUCAAGAUAAAUCAUUCUGCAUAGAGGGUGCUUUAAACCACGUUUUUACUCGAAGCACACCACUUCUGUAUUGCAAACCACUGAUCUGUGAGAUAGAACUGAAAGGACAAAGAAUUUCAUUUCAAGUACCGCAAGUACUUGUGGAUAAAAUUAACAGGGGUUUCCUAGAGCGAAAUUCAAACCAUCCAGUACGGACAAUAAAGGAGAAGCUCACUACAGCGCUCAGCCGAGCCUUCCCACUGCAGAGCAUUGACUACUGCCUUUCUCUGCUCCUCCAAGGUCACCUCAAUGCUGCUUGUCACUCAAACAUUUUUUGGAUCCUUCCAAGCCCAGAGGAGACUCCAAGCGCUGAAGAAAUGGCCAGUGGCCAGGCAAACACAAUUUUAUUUUCCCAUGUUGCUUUUCAUGGGGACACAGAUAAGAAUGUACCAGAGGGAUGUCAAACUCCAAAGUGGUGUUAUCUUAGACCUUCCCUUCUGCCUUAUGCUCAGGCAAUAAUAAAAAGUGCAUCCUUUGUCCCAGGAACACUUUACAUUUUUUCUGGCCCAGUUUUCAGGAAGUGCCACAUCUCUCCUUACUGUAUGCCUGUUUUUCAUGAGAUGGUUUUUGUAUGUGCAGUUAACCGAGGUUCAGAGAACAGCUGUAUACAGAUGGUAGUGGACAGAAUUAAAACCAGCGUACAUUCUCUUCACCAGACCAUUUCUGAUUUUAAGUUGAGCAUUAGUCUGCAGGAAGCAACGAGCUUGGGAACAGCUGAGCUCAAUGACUUUGCUGUUUUUGAAUCUCAGCUUGGUAAAAUUCAGUGCUUCCUCUGCAUGGAGGCAGAUACUCGGGACUCCUCGGAGAGGGGCUAUUGUGUGGGUGCAGUACGGACUGCUCCAUAUGAACCAGCACACAGUGAUUUGAUUGUUGUGUUUGUUUCACUGAAUCUGGACCUUGUGGCCAUGCUCAUUUGUGCCAUAGAUGACUGGCGCAUGCUCUGGACAUCAGACACACGCUUCCUCCGACAGUUUCCUGCAGGAGAGCUACGGAUUUUCAGGAGCUUCUCUCUCUACCCACCUGCUUAUGUGCAUGAUGUCAGCUUUUGGCUUCCCGAUGGGGAACAAUUUGAUGAUGUUGCUUUUCACACCAUUGCUAGAGAAGUAUCAGAUGAAGCGGUGGCAUCCAUCCAUUUACUUGAUGACUUCCAGCAGCCAGGGACGGGCCGGAACAGCCUGUGCUGCCGGCUCACCUUCCAGAGCUGCGACAGGGCACUGGGCCGCAGGGAGGUGGCAGCCAUGCAGCUGCGUUUCAGGGAGGAAAUCUCUCAGCGGCUGCGUGUGGCCCUGCGGUAGGGCUGUGAGGUGCUGCUCUCUGCAGAACGUGGCUGCAUCUCACAGUGCCGUGUGGUGUCGCAGUGCCUCUUACAAAGGCGGAGUUCAGUAUCUGCCUACAUUGUAAAUGUGGAAAAUAAAACGUGGACACCUCCAUGCUGUGUGCGUGUG